This is a messenger RNA of Trichomonas vaginalis G3, 1164 nucleotides long. RefSeq names its product ubiquitin-protein transferase protein. NCBI's taxonomy places the organism in Eukaryota, Parabasalia, Trichomonadida, Trichomonadidae. The transcript has a single exon. The record is from RefSeq and is a predicted model, not a curated record. Gene Ontology annotation, molecular function: protein binding. The coding region runs from base 1 to 1164 and encodes 387 amino acids.
AUGCGCGGAUUUGGGCAGAAAAAGCCCAAAAUAAGUUUGGCUCUACGCGCGGCCGCAAUACAACAGCAUAUGGAAAUACGAAUGGGUGAAAAUUUCGAUCCAAUUAUAAAGCCAAAAACUCCGAAAAAGAUUACGAAACCUGCCGCCCCAAAACAACAUAAAUGUUCAUGUCAUCAUCAACAUUUUAACCCAAUACCUACAAAUUCGAUAUUUGAAUCAGAAACUGUACAGUCAAAACAAAAAAAUUAUAAUAAAAAUCUUACUCUUGCAGAAAAACUUGGACUUGUAGAACCACCACCAGCUCCACUAACAGAUGAACAAUUCGAAACUGUUAAAAUUGAAGCAGAAAAACGUGGAUUUUUCAAUGAAGUUUGUCCAAUUUGUCUUGAAAAAUUUGGUCCUGACAAUAUGGUAUUACUUUCAUGUUCACAUCUUCUUCAUGCAACAUGUUUGAUGAAUUUUAGAAAAUUUUCUCGAGGUCAGGAAAAUAGAUGUCCAGUUUGUCGUCAGCCAUACGAAUUUGUUCGCGUUAAAGCUGAAUCAGCUUAUAAUGAACGCUGUGCAACUACAAUUCAGCGAGUUUUUCGAGGAUUUUUAGUUCGUAAUAAACUAGGUGAACUAGCUCCAGAAGGAACAGAACUACAUCGCAAAUGGGUACUUAACAAGGCUCAUCUUGCUAGUGAUAUGCUUGUCAGUGCUGUUGAUAGACAAUCUGACGCAAUUGAUGCCGUUCUUGGAUCUAUUGAUCACGACCUUGAAUGGGCACGUAAUGUCAUGAAAGCAGCCGAAGAACAAGGCAGGCAAAUUGAUUGGGACGUUGUCAAAGAAACUGCAAUGAAUCAUGGUGGAUUCGGAGAUUGCCCUGUCUGUUUGAGACAAUUGAAGCCAGGAGAUUCUUCUGUUACUUCUUGUGGCCAUAUUUUCCAUACAACUUGCUUGCAAUCAUGGGUUUCUUUCUGCGAAGGCGAAAAGAAACCACUUUCAUGUCCUUGCUGCAGAUCUCCAUUCCAAUACAAACCAUGGAUCGAGAAAGUCAAAGAAGAGAAAGACGAAAAAGAAGAAGAACCACAAAAUGACGACGAAAAACCUUUGCAGCCUUUGAAAGAAAGCAAACCGAAACCAAAACCUAAGAAACAACUACCAAAGAGAAGUGGUUGGAGAUAG